AUGAUUGAAUUUCUGAUUUCAAAUGGUGCAAAUGUCAACCAAAGAAACUCUUUUGGAAACACGCCUCUACAUGUAGCAGCAUUAUUUUCUAAUAAAGAAAACGCUGAAAUAUUAAUUUCUCAUGGCGCUGAAAUAAAUUCCUUAAAUAAAAAUGGUCAGACUCCUCUUGAUAUUGCUGUUAUACGUUAUCGGAAACAAAAUGAAGAUUUUCUUAAAAAUCAUCAAGAAGAAAUGAAGCAUUUACAAGAAAAUAACCAAGAUGUUCUUAAUUCUUUGCAUGAGGAAUCUGAAAUAGAAGCUCUCUUAAAAUCAAAUGGUGGAAAAACUAAUACAGACAAGGAAUUCACUGAUGAUGCUUAUGAAUUAAUUUUUGAAUAUAUCUACAACGAACCUAAUAGUUAUACAUACAUAAUUGUUGCAAUUCAAUUUGUUUUGAUAAUUAUCAACCUUAAAUUGAAACGCAAAAAAUCGAGAAUAACUGAUCCUUGCACUUCGGCAUUUGUUCGAGCAGUAAUAAUGACUAUAAAUGGCAUCCUUAUCAUUUUCUUUUUCCACUUGUGCAAGAGAGUGUUGGAAAUAACUGCGAGAACGAUGGACUAA
Molecule: messenger RNA, 600 nt
Organism: Trichomonas vaginalis G3
Lineage: Eukaryota; Parabasalia; Trichomonadida; Trichomonadidae
Product: positive regulation of myosin-light-chain-phosphatase protein
Exons: 1
Coding region: 1-600 (199 amino acids)
Molecular function (GO): protein binding
Source: RefSeq, a predicted model, not a curated record